Puccinia triticina is the source of this 1482-nucleotide messenger RNA. RefSeq lists its product as uncharacterized. NCBI's taxonomy places the organism in Eukaryota, Fungi, Basidiomycota, Pucciniomycetes, Pucciniales, Pucciniaceae. The transcript has 9 exons. Gene Ontology annotation, molecular function: heme binding; L-lactate dehydrogenase (cytochrome) activity. The record is from RefSeq and is a predicted model, not a curated record. Gene Ontology annotation, biological process: lactate metabolic process. Bases 1 to 1482 code for a protein of 493 amino acids.
AUGCCGAGCGGAGCAGAGAUCACGAAGCACAACAACCCACGCUCAUGCUGGGUGGUCAUCCACAAACAAGCAUACGACCUCACCGACUUCCUCCCCGAGCAUCCAGGAGGACAAGCGAUCAUCCUCAAGUAUGCCGGCAAAGACGCCACACUGGCGUACGAGCCCAUCCAUCCCCCGGGCACGAUCGAAGAGUAUCUGGAUAAGAAACACCACAAGGGCCCGGUCCCGGACGCCGAUCUGCAAUCCUUGCAGCCCGAGCCGCCCAACACCAAGCCAGCCGAGAACGGGGAGGCCCAACUGCCGAGUCUCUCGAGCUGCCUGAGUCUCUACGACCUCGAGUCGAUCGCCACCUCUCGGCUGAAUCCCCAGGCUUGGGCGUACUACUCCUCCGGCGCGGACGACGAGAUCUCGCUCCGGGAGAACCGCGCCGCGUUUCAGCGGGUCUGGUUCCGGCCCCGGAUCCUGCGAGACGUGCGGACGAUCGACUAUUCGUGCGUCUUGCUGGGGUCCCGGUCCAGCAUGCCCAUAUAUAUCACGGCCACAGCACUGGGAAAGCUCGGCCAUCCGAUGGGCGAGAAGAACCUGACGAUCGCCGCGGGCAAGCAGGGCCUGAUCCAGAUGAUCCCCACCCUCGCCUCGUGCGCAUUCGACGAGCUCGUCCAGGCCCGGGUCCCGGGACAGACCCAAUGGUACCAGGUCUAUGUCAACACCGACCGCGCCAAGACCGCCCGGCUCAUCCUCAACGCCGUCCGAGCCGGAAUCAAGGCCUUCUUCAUCACCGUCGACGCACCCCAAUUAGGCAGACGCGAAAAAGACAUGCGCCUCAAGUUCGAGGAUCUCGGCUCGGACGUCCAGAAUCAAGAUAACGAAAACGUCGACCGCAGUCAGGGCGCUACGAGAGCUAUUAGUAGCUUCAUCGAUGCCAGUCUUUCGUGGGUCGAUAUCCCGUGGCUCAAGAGCCUCACGAGUCUUCCUAUCCUUCUGAAAGGCGUCCAAUGCUGGGAGGAUGCAGUGCUGGCCCAAAAACACGGCUUGGCCGGAAUAGUCCUCUCGAACCACGGCGGGCGACAGCUAGACUACAGCCGAUCGGGGCUCGAAGUGCUCGUGGAAGUGGUGACGAAGCUAAAGAGUAUGGGGACGUGGCAACCAGAGAAGUUCGGGGUGUUCAUGGACGGCGGGGUGCGGCGGGCGAGCGACGUGCUGAAGGCGCUGUGUCUGGGCGCGACGGCGGUCGGGAUCGGCCGCCCCUUCUUGUAUGCCUACUCGGUCUAUGGCGCCCAGGGCGUCGUCCGGGCUAUCCAGAUCCUCAAGGACGAGCUCGAGAUGAACAUGCGUCUCAUCGGCGCCCCGUCGCUCGAACACCUGUCCCCCGACAUGGUCGAUAUCUCCGCACUCACCAACCGCAUCGUCGACACGACUCCCGACUUCAAGGCCCAGCAGAACUAUAUCCCGUUGCCUCAAAUCAAAGGCUCUAGAUUGUAA